AUACACAAUUACACAGAAACUAAAUCACAAAAUUUUUUAUUACAUGCAGACAGAUCAUAGAACAUUCUUAAGUUUAAGACCAGGCGGUGGAAACAGGGGAAGAACAACAACUGGUUCUCAUAAUCCUUCUUUUCGUCCUCACGGCGGCGCCGGCGCUGGCACUUCUUCUCAUGCCGCCUUUCAGUUUGUUACUUUUUCUAAAACCCAUGUUGGAUAUGGGACUUAUAUUACGCUUAUAAAAGUUGUUUGGAUCAGCAAUUUCGAAAUAGAGAAUUGCUUUUUGAUUAUGCAUAAGCUCUUGUUUAGCCUAGUAAAUGCUCCUAUAAUGUGGAAUAACAAUGGUUCUCGAUUUGAGCUUCGUGAGCGUGUUCGUUACAGCAGCGACCAGCUGCUACAACUUAGGGAGUUUUUUACUGAAUGUUCUUGCAUUAUUGCUAACCAUCCUCUUGACUCUCUGUGUGCUUUUACUAUAAUGCUUCCCCUUUUGGUAAUAGGUUGUACCCCUGAGGAGAUACAGAGAGCUAGACAGGAAGUGGAAACUGAAUUCUUUGGGGAGACACGGAGCUGGACCAGAUCCUUGAGUACCACAGUUGUGCCAGUUCAGCCUCAGCCACGCUACGCUGAGCCUGAUACCCGCAACUGGCGGGAAAGAGCCCCUGCUCCAGUGGAGGAGAGAUCUUGGGAUGAUAGGAGAGGCUCUCGUGACUUUGUUCGUGUUGAUAGGCAAGAACCGAACUCACAGUUUGCCAGACAAGCCUUUUCUUACCAAGUGUCUGGACCUCCCCCUGCCCUUAUCAAAGCUAAGGUACCAUGGUUGGUUCAAAGGGGGACCCUCUCUGACAAGGAUCGUGUCUUGAAGACGGUAAAAGGUAUCCUGAACAAGUUGACUCCAGUAAAGUUUGAUCUCCUCAAAGGUCAACUCAUCGACUCUGGAAUCACUUCAGCUGAUAUUCUCAAGGGGGUUAUCUCGUUGAUAUUUGAUAAAGCUGUUCUUGAGCCCACGUUUUGUCCAAUGUAUGCUCAACUGUGUUCGGAUUUGAAUACUAAGCUCCCCCCAUUCCCAUCCGAAGAACCUAAGGAGGUUACAUUCAAGCGUGUGCUUUUAAAUAACUGCCAGGAGGUUUUGGAAAGUGCCGAUAAUUUGAGGGCCGAAAUUAGGCGGAUGACUUCUCUUGAGCAAGAGUCGGAGCGUAGAUAUAAAGAAAAAAUGAUUAAACUCCGCACCCUUGGAAACAUUCGUUUAAUUGGUGAGCUUUUGAAGCAGAAAAUGGUUCCCGAAAAGAUAGUUCAUCAUAUUGUUCAGGAGCUUUUAGGGACUGAUAGUAAAAGUUGCCCUGAGGAAGAAAACGUGGAGGCAAUAUGCCAUUUUUUUAGAACGAUAUACAAACAGCUUGAUGAGAGCCCUAAAUCAAGGAAAAUUAAUGAUCUUUACUUCAACCGAUUGAAAGACCUGGCAACGAACCAGCAACUAGCUCCACGCAUGAGGUUUAUGAUUCGUGAUGUUAUUGAUCUUAGAUCAAGUAAAUGAGGUUAAAGAUGGGAAGAGGUAUUCAUUUCUCUCAAUAGUGUUGGUUCAGAAUACAUUGUUUUGUCAAGAUGUUUAAUAAGGUUAUGGAUGGUAGGUUGUAAACGUUCCUGGGGAGAGAAGUGGAAACUGAAUUCUUUGGGAAACAAAGCUCAACCAAAUUUAAUUUGAUUUUUCUUUUAUGUUUAUGUUUUGUAAAUGCAUCAUUUAAGUCUGUUAAAAAAAAUUUACGUUUAAGAUAAAUUGUGUAGAGUCGAAGAUA
This is a messenger RNA of Erigeron canadensis, 1787 nucleotides long. RefSeq names its product eukaryotic translation initiation factor-like. The record is from RefSeq and is a predicted model, not a curated record. Gene Ontology annotation, molecular function: protein binding; translation initiation factor activity; mRNA binding. Gene Ontology annotation, cellular component: eukaryotic translation initiation factor 4F complex. Lineage: Eukaryota; Viridiplantae; Streptophyta; Magnoliopsida; Asterales; Asteraceae. The transcript has 11 exons. Bases 44 to 1528 code for a protein of 494 amino acids.